GUGGCAGUUGAAAUUCGAACCCAAUCAGAGGCGAAAUCUGUCUAUUCCUUGUCCUAGAGAGAGACAAACUCGUAUUUAUUUUUUGCGAGAGAGAGAGAUACAGCGAGACAGAGAGACAGACUCGUGGAGCGUCGCAGGCUUCGAUGCGUGGAAGCAGCUGACGGAGAAUAAUGGCGAGAUCGCUUUGGAAUGAGCCCUUCUUCAAAUGGGAGCGACUCCUUGUUCUCGUUACGCCUUCUGAUCCCUAACCGUGUUCCAAUCUCAUCAAUUCCAAUCUCUUCAUCAGAAAUGGCGGAGGUGACAAAAUUGUUGUACAUCGUUGUCGUGGAGGAUGAUGAAGAAGAGAGGAGAGAGAAAGAGAAAGAGUCGUUCCGGUACACGCGCCCUGUUCUGCAGAGCACUCUGCAGCUUAUGGGAUGCAAAGCCAGGCAUGCCUUUAAGAUUAGCCAACGGGUUUUUGAAUUGAUGAAAAGCAAAUGCUCUGUGGAGGCUUGGGUUUCAACUGAAGUUGAGAUUUCGGAACUUGAUUGUGCCAAAGGACAGUCUCAGAAAGAAAAUAAUUGCUUUUCUAAUGGGUUUUCAGAUAAAGCAGAUGGGGUUCACCAUUUGGGUCUGGAAAAAGAUGCCAAAAGUAAGAGUAAGCCAUUUGAAUCGUACAAACGGCGCACGACUAUGGUUGUUAGAAGGAAAACUUUCUUAGAUGUCGUUUGUGAUGCACUGGCUGAGUAUAAGUAUGUGGGUCCGAACCAGAGAGCAGAUUUGGUUUUAGCUUGCAGAUUUCGGGAAAGAAAGGAAUCUGUAACUGUUCUACUGUGUGGGACUAGUGGAUGUGGAAAAUCUACGUUGUCGGCACUACUGGGUAGCAGGCUGGGAAUUACGACAGUGAUAUCAACUGACUCGAUUCGGCAUAUGAUGAGAAGCUUUGUUGAUGAAAAGCAGAAUCCCUUACUUUGGGCUUCAACGUAUCAUGCUGGGGAGCAUUUGGAUCUAGAAGCUGUUGCAGCAGCGAAGGCCAAAAGGAAAGCUACAAAAUUAGCUGGUGUCUCCCAGCUGCAAUCGAAAGAUGAUGUAUCUGAUGGUCCUGCAGUUGUGUUACCGGAAGUAGACUCUACUUCUGUUGAAUUGAUAAGUCCGAAACAGAUGGCCAUUGAGGGAUUUAAGGCACAGAGUGAAAUGGUCAUUGACAGUCUGGAUCGCCUUAUCACUGCAUGGGAAGAACGGAAAGAAUCAGUAGUUGUAGAGGGUGUCCACUUAAGCCUUAAUUUUGUGAUGGGGCUUAUGAAGAAACAUCCAUCAAUCAUACCAUUCAUGAUAUACAUAACAAACGAGGAUAAACACUUGGAAAGAUUCGCAGUCCGUGCAAAGUACAUGACACUAGACCCUGCUAAAAACAAGUAUGUAAAAUACAUUCGUAACAUCAGGACAAUCCAAGAAUAUCUGUGUAAGCGAGCAGACAAGCAUCUGGUUCCAAAGGUAAAUAACACUAAUGUCGACAAGAGUGUGGCUGCCAUCCACGCAACAGUCUUCAGCUGCCUUAGAAGGCGAGAGAUCGGGGAGCAACUUUAUGAUCCCUCCACGAACACAGUUUCUGUGGUUGAUGAGGAAUAUAGGAAUCAAUGUACUGCCAAUUCAUUAAGUUCAAAGGGUAUGUUCCAACUUAUUCAAAGACAAGGUUCCACUAGGCAUCUGAUGGCACUUCUGAAUACGGAUGGUUCUGUGGCAAAGGCUUGGCCUGUUAAUUCAAUUGACUGUAACGGAAAGCGCAACCUGGAUGAAUCCACUGAGAAUGGGAUAGGGACACCAAUGUAUGGGCCAUUGCAGAUUGGUAGGUGUGAACCUGUUAAUCUUCAGUUCGGCCACUUUGGGAUCAGUUCUUGGCCCAAUGAUACUGGUGGGACAAGUCAUGCCAGCAGUGUUGAUGAGUCCAGGGGUGAUCUCACAGAUAAUGGUAGUAAGUAUUACUCUUCCUGCUGCAGCUCUCCCAGGAUGUCUGAUGGACCAGCCAAGGAGCUCAAGGAGGAGCAAUCUGUGCAUGGUAGUGAUGAGGAGGUUGACGAUCCUCCUGAACUGGACAGCGAUGAGGAUCUAAGUGAUGACGGUAGAAAACAAUUCCAUGAAGAGAUGGAGGGAUCCGUGGAUGAGGAGUCGACCAAAUCAGAUGAAGAGUAUGAUGAUCUUGCAAUGCAAGAUAUCCAAGAGAAUGGCUACUGGUCAGACGAUGAUGAGUUCAAGGAUAAGGUGGUGCCUAUGUCCGGGAAGGAACCAACUUCAGAUGUUCUUAGUGUCCCUGGAGACAUAGAUGGGCCAAAUCUUGAUGUCUUCUCCAGAACUAAAAGCGAACCUUUUUCUGAGCUACCAUGUUCUUACUCCUCUGUACCAAGGGACAAGAAAAAUGAAAAGAGAGUGCCAUCUUCUGGUAAUGUCAAGUUGAGGAAACGCUCUCAGAGUAUACCUGCUUUUGGCAAGCGUGGUUCGGUGAUGAAGGGUCCCAUUUUCUCUGGAACCCCAAAGAGGUAGAGGAAUAUUCAUUUAUUUUUUUCCGGUUUUGCCCCCUUGCCUUUUGGACUUGCGGGGGAAGUGGGAAAGAGUAACAGGGUAAUUUACCUCCCUCCUGUGUAGAUUAUGUCAACGAGUUUGGAUGCUUGGCGUGGAGUUAACGUACUAAUUAAAUUUUGUCUUGCAUGGAAGGUCUCGGGCAUUCUUAGUAAUGCUUUCUGACCACAGCACACAGAGAGGAUUUGGUUCUAUCAGACAAAUCAAGAAAAAAACUGUGAGCUUGUUGAGUUGUUUC
Molecule: messenger RNA, 2791 nt
Organism: Rhododendron vialii
Lineage: Eukaryota; Viridiplantae; Streptophyta; Magnoliopsida; Ericales; Ericaceae
Product: P-loop NTPase domain-containing protein LPA1 homolog 2-like
Exons: 8
Coding region: 190-2517 (775 amino acids)
Source: RefSeq, a predicted model, not a curated record